Messenger RNA from Arachis stenosperma, 2094 nucleotides. Its product is annotated as telomere repeat-binding factor 2-like. Gene Ontology annotation, molecular function: double-stranded telomeric DNA binding. Gene Ontology annotation, biological process: nucleosome assembly. The coding region runs from base 286 to 1185 and encodes 299 amino acids. Lineage: Eukaryota; Viridiplantae; Streptophyta; Magnoliopsida; Fabales; Fabaceae. The transcript has 6 exons. Gene Ontology annotation, cellular component: nucleosome. The record is from RefSeq and is a predicted model, not a curated record.
CCUCGAAACAAAUAUUACCUUAAAGUUUAUCUACACGGUUGGAAAUUGGAACAGAACACAUAAUAUUUAUACCUCAUUCUUCUCCGAUUCUUCAGAAAACCAUUCGGAUUGAUUCGACUUCUCGCCAUGUAAAUACUUCAACUUUUUGGCAAUUCCCACCAUCGCCCACUCAUUCCUUCGAUUCGAUUUUAUCUUGUUCAAAGAUGGACUUGUAGAAGAGAGAAACACAGAAUUUCCAAGCAUCCUUUGGAUUAUAGAGGCAAACUAUCAUAAAAAUCCAGUUCAAUGGGUGCUCCUAAACAGAAAUGGACUGCAGAAGAAGAAGCAGCACUUAAAGCUGGAGUAGUCAAACAUGGAGCAGGAAAAUGGCGCACUAUACUUACAGAUCCAGAGUUUAGUGCCAUCUUGCGCAUGCGCUCCAAUGUAGACCUCAAGGAUAAAUGGAGGAAUAUAAAUGUCACAGCAAUAUGGGGAUCCCGGCAGAAGGCCAAGCUAGCCCUUAAAAAGAACCUACUACUACCAGCCCCUAAAAUCGACAACAAUCAUAUGGCCUUGAGUACAGCAGUUCGACAUGAUGAAAAUGUUCUCGAAACUAAGCCCCUAGCAAUAUGUGGUCUGUCAUUGCCAUCUCAUAAUUCAAAACAACAAUUAUCAAGGCUGGAUGAUCAUAUAUUAGAGGCUAUUAUCAGUUUGAAGGAGCCAAGGGGUUCUGACAGGAAUGCCAUUGCUUCAUACAUAGAGGAAAAUUAUCAAUCUCCUACAAACCUUGGAAAGUUACUGCGAACAAGACUGAAGCAUAUGGUGGAUAUUGGCAAAAUAAUCAAGGUACAACAGAGGUACAAGAUUAGUCCAAGUUCGACAGGCUCUGAGAAAAGAAGAUACUCUUCUUCCACUUUACUGCAGGAAGGGAGGCCCAGAGAUUCUCCAGAAGCAGAGAAGAGUCAUGAUGUCAACAUCCUUUCAAAAUCCCAAGUUGAUGCGGAUAUAUCGAAAGCAAAGAGCAUGACAGCUCAAGAGGCAGCUGUGGCAGCUGCAAAGGCAGUUGCAGAGGCAGAAGCCGCCAUUGCUGAAGCAGAGUUAGCAGCGAGGGAGGCAGAGGCUGCAGAAGCUGAGGCAGAGGCUGCUCAUGUGUUUGCAAAAGCAGCAAUGAAGGCACUAAAAUGCAAAACAUCUCUUAUCUGGUAGCUUCCCCACCGAGAAAAUAUAUUUUUGAUGCCUGUCAAUAUGAUGGACGUCAAAAUUUAUAGAAAAAUACAUUUUUUUUUUCUGUUCAGAAUGGUUUUAUAUCAUCCUCAUAUGCUGGUUCUCCACCCUUUUCAGAUAGUCACCUGUAUAGAAUCUUCAUACUUUCUUGGUUUUUUUUAAUGAGAUUGAUCAACAUAUGGUCAUAAAUCUUUUUGCAAGUGGUUUAAUUUUCCCAUAACCAAUCAUUCCAACUUUUUAUCAAGCUGAUCACUAAAUUCUGAAAAUGUCUACUCUGUAACUUCAUCCUUUAUCUUUCCAAUAUCUAGGAUACAAUUCUUCCCAGGUACUUUCUAUAGUGCCUUGAAUUGUAAAGAUUUUGGUGCCCCUUUUAAGUGCACCGCCACCAGCAACAAAAGCCCAAGUGGCAUAUAGAAUUCCAGGUCAUGCAUGUAUCUUACAUUCUUACUCUUAAGAUUUGUUGUUAUGUCUUCUUCUAACCAAUUCGCCAUGAGAAAAUUUGAUAAAACUAACUAGACAUGCAUCCCUUCAUUGACAAUGCUUUCUUCUUUUAUAAACACCAAAAUUUCACCACCUACCUUCGCUUGGGGAUCAAUCUUUUCUUGAGCGCAUCCUCUCGGUCAACUCCAGAACCUUAUGCAGCUACAACCAUAACAUGAAUCCAAAACUAAAAUGGAUUAAACCUGAUAUUGGGCAGUUGGAAGGUCCAAGCAAGAUCCGAGACAAAUGAUGUUGAAACCCUUUGCCAUAAAAAUGGUCUGAGCUGAUCGCCAGGUGUCUUGGCAUUGUUGGCAGCCCUAUAUCAUUGGUCAAGCCGGGAGUAGGCUACCAAAGAGAAUGAAUCUUCUUAAUUUUUUUUUAUUUGAGAGGGUAAAGUGUGAUCUCUCACUA